AUGUCUCUUCAUACCUCCUACCAUGCCGACUCCGACGCGGACGACGAGUACGAGCGCAGCGUGAUCACCUCUCCCCAUUUGGCCACGGACUCGGAGGCCUCUCCGUCGGAGUCCGAUUUCCCCUCCGCGGAACAUACGCCGACCUCCUAUGCAAAUGUCGAACACAACCCGCAGUCCCCGCGGACGAUCAUCACCGAAUGGACUGCCGAAGAGUGCGCCAACUUCCUCGCCGCCCUCGGUCUUCGUCAAUACUGCCCGGCGUUUCUAGAAAAUGAAAUCGUGGGAGAAGCGCUGAUUGCGCUGAAACAUGACGAAUUGAAGGAAAUGGGCAUCAUCAGCGUGGGCCAUCGGUUGACCAUCCUGAAAAGCGUUUACGAAACCAAAGUCAAGCAAGACAUCCCGCUCGAUGCCGAUCAUUAUAUUCCCCUCUCGGCGGAUCAAAGCAUGAACGAGAAUGCGUCCCAAGACGACGUGGCUCGCCUGAUUCAAUCCAUCCGUCUACGAGAUGAGCGGAUUACGACCGUCGAAUCCGAGAUGCGACGCAUUGCCGAGGAAUACCGACGACUGCGAGAGGAGCUCCUUCCCGUGUUUAAGAUGUCCAAAGACCGGUCGCAGCCGCUGCCCCCUCCGUCUGCCAUCCCCAGCUCCGUCCCCGAAGGGUAUCAUGACAAUCAACCGAUCAGCUCUCCCUCCGGCAUCACUCUGCUGGAACGGUCUGUGUCCGGAAUUUCUCGCACCUUCUCCAAGCGGUUACACAAUGGAGGCACAACCCCGAAGAACAACUCUCCCACCCACAUUCCGCCCUCGAUCCACGAAAACCGACCCUACAAUGAUAACGCCUUGGACCCUUCGACCGCCGCCGUCUCCUCGUCGCAUCUGAGCACGAUGAACGGCAAAUCACAACUCUCCCCGGGCAUUCCGUCUCCCACGUCACCCGGUGGACAUUACGGCAACACGCAAACGCUGGCCUCGCGGUCCUACACGCAGCCGAAUUCGAACAGCCGCAAUAAUUACGACCACUACGAGGACAGUAUGCCCACACAAUCUCGACCCGAUCGCCUGAAUCCGACGCCUACCCAGGCCACCCGCCCGGAGAUCCCGACACGCUCCGACUCCCGAGCGGGUGGGGAUCCUCCCAGCGUGGAGAUCUUCAAGUCGUUCCGCGUUUCCAUGGACGAUCCUUGUCACAAAGUUCUCCCGGCCGCUCUGAAGAAGUACAACAUCAACGCAGAUUGGAAGCAAUAUGCAUUGUAUAUCGUGUAUGGGGAUCAAGAGCGGUGUCUUGCGCUAGACGAACGCCCGCUCAUUCUAUUCAAGCAACUAGAAAAAGAGGGGCGCAAGCCGAUGUUCAUGCUACGCAAGCACCUGCAACCGUUCGAGAACACCAUGUAUGCCGCCACCGGAGGAGCCGCAGCAGGGUCGGCGCCCAACAGCGCGGGCUUUGAAGGGCGACAGGCUCAGAUCAAUCUACCGGGCGGAGUUCUCUAA
Aspergillus steynii IBT 23096 is the source of this 1488-nucleotide messenger RNA. RefSeq names its product adaptor protein STE50. The coding region runs from base 1 to 1488 and encodes 495 amino acids. Gene Ontology annotation, biological process: signal transduction. The transcript has 3 exons. Gene Ontology annotation, molecular function: protein binding. Lineage: Eukaryota; Fungi; Ascomycota; Eurotiomycetes; Eurotiales; Aspergillaceae. The record is from RefSeq and is a predicted model, not a curated record.